UGCUAACAGAGACAGCGGGAAUAAACCAGACCGCGGUGGUUUCAUUCACAGGCUGCUCGACGCUUCUUCUCCCCGGCCCCCUCUCCAGGAGAACACUCCCCCGGGUAGUACGGUGGUUCUUUGUGUUUCAGUCGGCCGACCGACCGAGCGAGCGGAGCAGCAGGGAGGGUUAUCCGGUUCUCCGUGAGGUUUUCUCGGCGGUUAUCUGAGCGGAGCGGCCGGAGGCUGAUGGCGGUCACUAUCGAGGAUCUGUACCGGAGCUACGGGGUCCUGGCUGACGCGAAGGAGGACCUCAGCCCGCACAAAGAUGCCUACCAAGUCAUCUUGGACGGCGUGAAGGGCGGCCCGAAGGAGAAGCGGCUGGCGGCGCAGUUUAUCCCCAAGUUCUUCAGCAGCUUCCCGGAGCUGGCUGACGCAGCCAUCAACGCUCAGCUCGACCUGUGUGAAGACGAGGACGUGUCGAUUCGACGACAGGCCAUCAAGGAGCUCCCGCGGUUUGCAACCGGAGAGAACAUCCUCAGAGUGGCAGAUAUCCUCACCCAGCUCCUUCAGACAGACGAUACGGCAGAGUUCAACCAAGUGAACGGAUCACUUAUUUCUAUCUUCAAGAUAGAUGCUAAGGGUACUCUCGGAGGCCUCUUCUCUCAGAUCCUGCAGGGAGAAGACAUCGUGCGAGAAAGGGCCAUCAAGUUUCUGUCCACCAAGCUGAAGACGCUGCCAGAGGACGUCAUGACGAAGGAGGUGGAGGACUACGUGUUCGCAGAGACAAAGAAGGUUCUGGAGGACGUGACGGGGGAGGAGUUUGUGCUGCUGAUGCGUGUGGUGUCGGGGCUGCGGGUGCUGCAGACGGUGAACGGGCGGCAGCAGCUGGUGGAGCUGGUGGUGGAGCAGGCCUUCCUGGAGCAGGCCCUCAACCCGGCAGACCCAGACACCGUGGACCGCCUGCUGCAGUGCACGCGCCAGGCCCUGCCCCUCUUCUCUAAAAAUGUCCAUUCCACACGCUUCGUUACCUACUUCUGUGAACACGUCCUGCCCAACCUCAGCGCCCUGACGAGUCCUGUGGCUGAGCUGGACAUCCAGCUGGAGGUGCUGAAGCUGCUGGCUGAGAUGAGUCCGUUCUGUGGAGACAUGGACAAGCUGGAGGCCAACCUCAACAUGCUGUUUACCAAGCUGCUGGAGUUCAUGCCUCUGCCACCCGACGAGGCGGAGAACGGCGAGAACUCGGCGAGCGAGGAGCCCAAACUGCAGUUCAGCUACGUGGAGUGUCUCCUCUUCGGCUUCCACCAGCUGGGGAAGAAACUGCCAGACUUCCUCCUCGACAAAGUGGACGCCGAGCGCCUCAAAGACUUCAAGAUCAGGUUACAGUAUUUUGCCAGAGGCCUGCAGGUUUACAUCAGACAGCUGCGAGUCGCUCUGCAAGGAAAGACGGGAGACGCUCUGAAGACAGACGAGAAUAAGAUCAAAGUGGUGGCCCUGAAGAUCACAAACAACAUCAACGUCCUCAUCAAGGAUCUGUUCCACAACCCUCCAUCCUUUAAGAGCACAGUGACUCUGUCCUGGAAGCCGGUCCAGAAGGCAGAGGCCGUAGCGGCCAAGCGUCCGUCGGGGGAGGAGAUGGGCUCCGGCGGCAGCACAAAGAAGCAGGUUUCUCCUCAGCCCCGGAGGGACGCACGGCAAAUCUACAAUCCCCCCAGCGGCAAGUACAGUGCCACCAUUGGCAAUUUUACCUAUGAGCAGCGCGGAGGCUUCAGGGGCGGCCGAGGACGAGGCUUCGGAGGCCGAGGCAACAGGAGCCGGGGCCGGAUCUACUGAGACCCCACACACACACAAAAACACACACACACAAAAACACACACACACACACACACAUACAGUACAUACUGCUCAUGAACUGCAUCACAUCAGGAUCUUUUCCGCACCAAGACGGACUAUUUGUCACCUUCUCCUCCUAUUUUUUUUAAACCGGUCUCCACAUCUUUUUCACUUUCCAACUGGCACAUCCAGUGUUUGUUUGUGUUGUUGUUUUUUGGAGGUUUCUGAGACUUUUCAACAUUUCUCCCCAUCGAUCCUCUGGGCCACGGCGACAAUAGUUAACAGUUCAUCUAAAUGUUUUCCCCCCUCUUCAUUUUUUAAAUAUUACUCUUACUGUGUAUUUUUGUGGAACAAAUGACUGCCAAGUUGUAACUGAUAAAUAUUUUUGUCAGAUUGUUGUAGGAAAAAGAUAAAGAUCCUCUUGUUUGGAACAUGUUGAUGAAUGCAUUUCUUUCUACCUUUUUUUAUUUAAUCGUGUUUUUUUUUUUUAUUAUUAGAGCUUGAGUUGAAUUGGCUGACUAUGCUACUUUGUAUGAAUCAAUGAUGUUUCAUUGGAUUUUUAUCAUAAACUUGUAUGGAAGUAUGA
This is a messenger RNA of Centropristis striata (black sea bass), 2398 nucleotides long. RefSeq names its product apoptosis inhibitor 5 (gene api5). The transcript has 14 exons. Gene Ontology annotation, cellular component: nucleus. Gene Ontology annotation, biological process: negative regulation of apoptotic process. The record is from RefSeq and is a predicted model, not a curated record. Lineage: Eukaryota; Metazoa; Chordata; Actinopteri; Perciformes; Serranidae. Bases 229 to 1812 code for a protein of 527 amino acids. Gene Ontology annotation, molecular function: RNA binding.